Molecule: messenger RNA, 1490 nt
Organism: Ostrea edulis (European flat oyster)
Lineage: Eukaryota; Metazoa; Mollusca; Bivalvia; Ostreida; Ostreidae
Product: innexin unc-9-like
Exons: 2
Coding region: 95-1273 (392 amino acids)
Source: RefSeq, a predicted model, not a curated record
AAUGAUGUUAAAUAAUGAUAAAAGGUGGAGAUCGAAUUACGUGUAUUCUCAAUAUAGAAGCACAAAAGGCUAGCGAGAGAGUGAAGGUUUCACGAUGGAUUCAAAAAUCGCAUUUAAACUUGGAAGAGUCGCUGGGGGUGAAAAAACCGGCGACUUUACGUAUAACCUACGUCCAUUUGGCCACGGUCAUGACGACUUGAUCGAUCGAUUGAACAACAUAAUCGUUCCUUUCUUUCUGGUAGUGUUCGCUGUGUAUAUUGGGACGGAGUACCUCUUCUCUGGUCCCCCUAUCCACUGCUGGUGUCCGGCGGAAUUCACAGACACUCAUGUUGAUUACGUGCACCAUUUCUGUUGGAUCCGAAACACGUAUUACGUACCUCUGACACAACCCAUCGUAGAAGAAGCGCGGAAAAAUGAAGAGGUAGUGUAUUAUCAGUGGGUAUCAAUUAUUCUAUUAUUCAUGGCCCUGAUGUUUAAGCUACCCAGUGUAUUCUGGAGGCUAUUUUACAAAGAUUCUGGGAUCCAGAUUGAUACGAUUUCACAAACAGCCGCACAAUCGCAAUGCAUGUCCUGGGAUGAGCGGAACCAAACCGUGAAAAAUAUAGCUUGUGAUUUUCAAAGAUGGGCUAGAGUCCGCGCUCCUCGACAGAGAGGACUAAAAUAUCUGAAAUCUUUGUUCUCAAAGCGGUCGGGAUCCUACAUUGUUAGUCUGUAUUUUGUACAGAAAUGUUUAUACUGUGCUAAUACCAUUGGUCAAUUCUUCCUAUUAGACGCCUUUCUGGGACACGAUUUUUACCUCCAAUAUGGCACGGACUUUUUCAGUGGCAGCGUGGGAAAUAGUACUAUGGGUUUGGCGCGCUUUCCCAGAGUUACCAUGUGUGACUUCAAUGUACGCCAGCUUCAGAACCUGCCGCGCUGGACGGUUCAAUGCGUGCUUCCAUUGAAUAUGUACAACGAAAAAAUAUUUGUCUUUCUGUGGAUUCUGUACGCUUUGGUAGCCUUUCUGACGUCAGCUAAUCUUCUGCUUUGGAUUUGGCGCCUCAUGAUUCAUCGAAACAGGGUCGCUUACAUCCAAAAGUUUCUAAUGAACUGUGAAGGCAAAACUAAAGACCCAACCAAAGAAAAGCACAUUCAGAGUUUCAUUCAAAAACAGCUCCAUCUGGAUGGAAUAUUCGUCUUACGGAUAGCAGAACGAAACACAGGCGCGGUGUUUAUAAUGGACUUGGUGCAAGAACUAUGGGCUGUGUUCGAUAAACGAUAUGAAACUCGUUAGGUGAUCAUGUGGGGGCAUAAGGCAUUAAAAGAGAUUUGGGAAUUUGAUACAUGCAUGUACCUACAGGACAACAAAGGAUCCACUCAUUGCAUUGCAUUGUGGGAUUACGUAAUGUCACCUAUUUAACCACUGACGUAAGGAUUGGUUAAAGAAAGUACGGUAGAAAUAAAUUCGAAAAUCAAGUCUAUAAUUCAUUAAAAUCCGUUUUUGAACAGUU